Didymodactylos carnosus is the source of this 297-nucleotide messenger RNA. NCBI's taxonomy places the organism in Eukaryota, Metazoa, Rotifera, Eurotatoria, Philodinida, Philodinidae. The record is from the annotation of a GenBank genome assembly.
AUGUAUUCAGACAUGAUUUGUGAUGUUAUGCCUCCGAUACCCGAAGAUGGUGGUAGUCAAGGAGGUUCAGAGAAUGGGGAAGAAGCCGAAGCAAAUAUAGAACAAUUGAUGGUAUCAAUGCUCGAAGAAAGAGAUAAAUUACAAGAAAAAUUACGUGAAACUGAAGAUUCAUUAACAAAUUCACAACAAAAAUUAAAUGAGAGCGAGAAAGAACGAGAUGUACUAUUAAAACAAUUAUCGUUAAAUGCUCCCCAGAAAAUUGAUCGAAAAUUAGCUUACAUAGUCGAACAACCGUGA